AUGUCUAAUAUUCGGCGAGAAUUAAUUUAUGCAGUGCUUAGUAGAGCAUUUACAUCAAUUGACACUAAUGACUUUCAUAAAUACCGUGAGUCUGUGAAACAAAUAAUUCUUGCUGAUGAUUCUUUUACAGAAGAAGAAAAAACUGAAGCAAUAAGAGAAAAUAAUAAAAAUUAUGACGCAGAUAAAAUUUAUUAUAAUUCAGGAACAAGAAGAAUUUGUGAAAAUUGUAAUCAAAAAUGUUUAGCUAUAUUAUAUUGUGAAUAUUGUGUUCGAAAUUAUUUAAAAGCAAACUUCUCAAACUGGACAUCUGGAAAUAAUAAUAUUGAUAAUUUAAUAAAAAAUUGUCAAUUAGAAACACUUGGACCAAAUGCAAUAAUUGAAUGGAUCCCAUAUAAUAAUUUAGAAAACAUUGAAUAUCUAACAAAAGGUGGAUUCUCUAAGAUUUAUACAGCAGAUUGGAUUGAUGGACAAUAUGAAGAAUGGGAUAUUAAAAAACAACAAUUAAUAAGAUUUGGAGCUCAAUAUGUAAUACUUAAAGAAUUAGGAAAUGUUGAAAAUGCAAGUCAAAGUUGGUUUGAAGAGGCCAAAUCGCAUUUUAUUAUAAGCAACAAACACGCAAUAAUUGUUGAAUGUUAUGAUAUUAAUAAUUAUUAUGAUAAAGAAACAACACGACAAAAACCAAAUGUUGAUAUUGAUGAUGAAGUGCAUAAUAAUCCAAAUCUUCAUUCAGAAGAACAAGAUGAGCUGGAAAUUCCGGAUGCUGGCAGUAAAAAAUUAUCCAAAGUAUUUAAAAAAUUGAAGAUAAACUCAAAAAAUGAUAUUAAUAAUUAUUAUGAUAAAGAAACAACACGACAAAAACCAAAUGUUGAUAUUGAUGAUGAAGUGCAUAAUAAUCCAAAUCUUCAUUCAGAAGAACAAGAUGAGCUGGAAAUUCCGGAUGCUGGCAGUAAAAAAUUAUCCAAAGUAUUUAAAAAAUUGAAGAUAAACUCAAAAAAUGAUAUUAAUAAUUAUUAUGAUAAAGAAACAACACGACAAAAACCAAAUGUUGAUAUUGAUGAUGAAGUGCAUAAUAAUCCAAAUCUUCAUUCAGAAGAACAAGAUGAGCUGGAAAUUCCGGAUGCUGGCAGUAAAAAAUUAUCCAAAGUAUUUAAAAAAUUGAAGAUAAACUCAAAAAAUGAUAUUAAUAAUUAUUAUGAUAAAGAAACAACACGACAAAAACCAAAUGUUGAUAUUGAUGAUGAAGUGCAUAAUAAUCCAAAUCUUCAUUCAGAAGAACAAGAUGAGCUGGAAAUUCCGGAUGCUGGCAGUAAAAAAUUAUCCAAAGUAUUUAAAAAAUUGAAGAUAAACUCAAAAAAUGAUAUUAAUAAUUAUUAUGAUAAAGAAACAACACGACAAAAACCAAAUGUUGAUAUUGAUGAUGAAGUGCAUAAUAAUCCAAAUCUUCAUUCAGAAGAACAAGAUGAGCUGGAAAUUCCGGAUGAUGGAUUUUAA
Messenger RNA from Rhizophagus irregularis DAOM 181602=DAOM 197198, 1491 nucleotides. NCBI's taxonomy places the organism in Eukaryota, Fungi, Glomeromycota, Glomeromycetes, Glomerales, Glomeraceae. The record is from RefSeq and is a predicted model, not a curated record.